AUGGUUGGACAAUCGAACAGCUACAAUACUCUCCCCAAAGGCUCCACGAUCUUAGUGACUGGAGCGAAUGGCUUGAUUGGAUCUCAUUGUGCCAACCAGGCUCUCCAGCAUGGCUACAAAGUACGAGGAACGACUCGUUCGCUGGAGAAAAACAAGUGGCUAGUAGAGACUUUCGAAAAGAAAUACGGCAAAGACGCAUUCGAGCUUGUGGAAGUCAAGGAUAUGCAGCAUGCUGGGGCAUUUGACAAGGCUGUAGAGGGGUGCUCGGCGGUUAUCCACGUUGCGACUGUUAUUACAUUCGACCCGGACCCGGAGAAUGUCAUCCCACCCACCCUGGCCGGAACCAGAGAGAUCCUCAAAUCAGCAGCGAAGACACCGUCCGUCAAGCGUGUGGUCUACACUUCCUCCUCAGGAGCACUCCAAACAACGACCGACAAGCCCAUAACUGUCACCCAAGACACAUGGAACGACGAAGCCGUACGACUGGUCCAAGAUCCCACCCUCUUCGCUACCCUCCCAGAUCCAGUGAAAAGCGUAACGACAUACUGUGCCAGCAAGACGCUCGCAGAGAAAGCCUGCUUUGAAUUCGUAGAGCAAGAAAAGCCUCACUUCGUCCUCAACACAGUCGCACCAAACAUGAACAUCGGACCGACGAUCCAUCCGACUCAGCCUGCUUCCUCCAGCGCGAUGAAUUACAUCGAUGUCCGGGACGAUGGCAGACUGCAUCUCGCCGCUGCGAUCUUUGAUGACGUCCAAGGUGAGAGGAUCUGGGGGAUGGCUGGGGACUAUAACUUCAACGAUAUCAUUGAUGAGUUUGCCAAGAAGGAUCCGAAGUGGAGGGAUCAUGAGAGGUUUGAGGAUAAGAGGGACCUGACGGUUUAUGAUCGGUCGAGGAGUAUUGAGUUGUUGAGGAGGUUGGGACAGGAUGGAUUUGUUAGUCUGGCGGAUAGCAUCAGGGAUAAUAUUGCUGGUGAGUACCCACAUCCUUGUGCGGGAGAGAUUUGCUAA
This is a messenger RNA of Zasmidium cellare ATCC 36951, 1008 nucleotides long. RefSeq lists its product as uncharacterized. The coding region runs from base 1 to 1008 and encodes 335 amino acids. NCBI's taxonomy places the organism in Eukaryota, Fungi, Ascomycota, Dothideomycetes, Mycosphaerellales, Mycosphaerellaceae. The transcript is spliced from 3 exons. The record is from RefSeq and is a predicted model, not a curated record. Gene Ontology annotation, molecular function: oxidoreductase activity, acting on the CH-OH group of donors, NAD or NADP as acceptor.